Molecule: messenger RNA, 654 nt
Organism: Dreissena polymorpha
Lineage: Eukaryota; Metazoa; Mollusca; Bivalvia; Myida; Dreissenidae
Product: sialidase-like
Exons: 3
Coding region: 1-654 (217 amino acids)
Source: RefSeq, a predicted model, not a curated record
AUGACAAACUUGGUGGAAGCGUUGAAAAACGGUGAUGUAUGUGUGUGUUCAACAGUGUCUACAAAAGGUUCACCAACAGUAUCAACAACAUCUUCUUCAAUUAUAACGCCAUCAUCAAUAUUCGUACCAAACACAACAACCGCACCAAAAUCAACAGCCGCACAUAACACAACAACCGCACCAAUAUCAACAGCCGCACAUAACACAACAACCGCACCAAAAUCAACAGCCGCACAUAACACAACAACCGCACCAAUAUCAACAGCCGCACAAAACACAACAAGAGCACCAAUAUCAAAAGCCGCACAAAACACAACAACCGCACCAAUAUCAACAUCCGCACAUAACACAACAACCGCACCAAUAUCAACAGCCGCACAUAAUACAACAACCGCACCAAAAUCAACAGCCGCACAUAACACAACAACCGCACCAAUAUCAACAGCCGCACAUAGCACAACAACCGCUCCAAUAUCAACAGCCGCACAUAACACAACAACCGCUCCAGAAUCAACAGCCGCACAUAACACAACAGCCGCACCAAUAUCAACAGCCGCACAUAACACAACAACCGCACCAAUAUCAACAGCCGCACAUAACACAACAACCGCACCAAUAUCAACAGCCGCACAUUACACAACAACCCUGAUGUAA